Molecule: messenger RNA, 2031 nt
Organism: Canis lupus familiaris (dog)
Lineage: Eukaryota; Metazoa; Chordata; Mammalia; Carnivora; Canidae
Gene: ZNF572
Product: zinc finger protein 572
Exons: 4
Coding region: 311-1894 (527 amino acids)
Source: RefSeq, a predicted model, not a curated record
UCUUCCGGGCCCGAGAGUUUAGGACCCCGGGUUGGUGGGGUCAGAAGGAGCUGGGGGCUCCUUGCUCCGGGACGGCUGGGCCUGCUGGGGUGCUGGGCGCCUCGUGUGGCCCCCGGAACAGCUUAUGUCCAGCUCCGCUUCCUGCUCUGGUUUACUGCAGUGGAUUAGAGUGUGAAAGUCCGCAUCCGAACAGGCUUGGGACUGAAGUCGGCUCUGCUACUUUCUGGUUGUGUGACGUUGGGAAAGUUUCUUAAUGUCUUUUUUCAUCUACGUGCGGGGUUUCUGAUCCCCACCUUGGCUGUGACCACUGAUGGAGCAAGAGCAAAAACUGUUGGUCUCAGAUUCUAGUGGCUUCCAGGAGAGGGAGAGUUUGAAAAGCCCUUUUACAGGAGGUGAAAGUAAGAAUAAUUUGGAAACUGUUCAACACCAUAACUCCAAGGCAGAGAAAGAGAAAGCCUCAAAAUGGUCUAAAGGAGAUGGUCUGCAAAAUUGUAAGCAUGAGGAUACAAAAGAAAUUCCAUUGACAUGGUCCCAAGGAAAUGAGAUCUGGUGUAAUGAUUCCUAUGAGAAUGAUGGCAAGUCAGAGAAUCAGGGAAAUUCUAAAGGAAAAGAAGAAAAACCCAGUCACGGGGGAUGGGACCCAGGAGAACACUGCAGUGCCUCUGUCCAGCAGAAUUCGACCUUCAAAGACAAACCCUAUAAAUGUUCUGAAUGUUGGAAAAGCUUCAACAACAGUUCCCAUUUGCGUAUUCACCAGAGGACCCACUCAGGAGAAAAACCUUAUAAAUGCUCUGAGUGUGGGAAAUGCUUCAGUAACAGCUCUCACCUGAUUCAACAUCUGCGAACACACACAGGAGAGAAGCCCUACCAGUGUGCUGAAUGUGGGAAAAGCUUCAGCAAUACCUCCCAUCUAAUUAUCCAUGAGAGGACUCACACGGGAGAGAAACCCUAUAAAUGUCCUGAGUGUGGAAAGAGCUUUAGUAGCAGCUCCCACCUUAUUCAGCACCACAGAUCACAUACUGGUGAAAAACCAUAUGAAUGUCCUGUUUGUGGGAAAUGCUUCAGCCACAGUUAUGUCCUGAUAGAACAUCAGAGGAUUCACACUGGAGAAAAACCUUAUAAGUGCCCUGACUGUGGAAAGAGUUUUAGUCAGAGUUCUAGCCUGAUUCGCCACCAGCGGACACACACAGGCGAGAAACCCUACAAGUGUUUUGAGUGUGGAAAAAGCUUUGGUUGUAAUUCGACUCUCAUAAAGCAUCAGCGAAUUCAUACUGGAGAAAAACCAUAUCAGUGUACAGAAUGCGGGAAGAGUUUCAGUCGAAGUUCCAACCUAAUCACACACCGGAAAACCCAUGCAGGAGGAAAGCCCUAUGAAAGUUCUGAAUACGAAGAAAGUUUGAGUCAGAACUGUAGUGUGAUAGAAGACUGCAGAAUCCAGCCUGGGGAGAAGCCAUACAAAUGUUGCGAAUGUGGAAAGCGUUUUGGCCUCAGCUCCCAUCUUAUUAGACAUCAGAGAACACACACGGGAGAAAAACCUUACAGGUGUUCAGAGUGUUGGAAGACUUUUAGUCAGAGCUCCACCCUGGUGAUUCACCAAAGGACACACACAGGAGAGAGACCUUACAAGUGUCCUGAGUGUGGUGAGUGCUUCAGUCAGAGCUUUAAUCUUAUCAGGCACCGGAGAACUCACAUGGGAGAAAAACCUUACAAAUGCAGUGACUGUGAUAAAUGCUUCAGCAGAAGUGCCUAUCUCAAUCAGCAUAGGAAAACUCACAUAGAAAAGUCUUUCGAGUCUCCUGAAGUUGAAGCUUUUCCUCAUGGGUGGACUUGGAAAAACUGUCCAGCGGAAAUAGCCCUCAUCUCUUUUUCGGUCCCAAACCCAUCUUCCUCUUGAGUCCCAAAGCCUGUUUAUUUAUUUAUUUUUUCCUUUUCUUAGUGGACCAUUACAAUUAAGGUGUUGCUGCGAAGUUUCUUUGGUGUGUUUGCCAUAAUGUCUGAAAAAAGUUAACCUCCCAGGUUAGAGAAUGUGAA